Polypterus senegalus (gray bichir) is the source of this 1986-nucleotide messenger RNA. It is a transcript of the gene dazl, whose product is annotated as deleted in azoospermia-like. Lineage: Eukaryota; Metazoa; Chordata; Cladistia; Polypteriformes; Polypteridae. Bases 127 to 801 code for a protein of 224 amino acids. The transcript is spliced from 10 exons. The record is from RefSeq and is a predicted model, not a curated record. Gene Ontology annotation, molecular function: RNA binding.
CCGCGCACUUGUCGCGGGUGUAUUGUGGGGGUGCAUUUUUGUGUUCUGUUUAGCGGGGGUGUUCAUUUUUAACGUUUGAAAGAAAACAUUUAAUUCUCAGGUUUUAUUUGGUUUUAUAAAGAAAGCAUGUUCCAUCAGCACGGGUUUGUGGAACAGGCUUCCCAGACUUCACCUUGCACAAAAAUGGCAAAUGGAUAUGUGCUGCCCGAAGGGAGAAUCACACCCAAUACAAUUUUUGUUGGUGGAAUUGACAUGAAGGUGGAUGAAAAUGAAAUAAAAGAUUUUUUUUCAAGAUACGGUACUGUGCAUGAAGUAAAAAUAAUUACAUAUAGAGGUGGCAUUUGCAAAGGGUAUGGAUUCGUGUCUUUCAAAGAGGAAGUUGACAUUCAGGCUAUAGUAGAACAGCCAAUUAUUUUUAAAGGAAGGAAACUGAAACUUGGACCUGCUAUCAUGAAGGCACGGAUCAGUUGUCCUAGUACUAGUCCUGGUUGCUCGCCUCAUUGGAUGACCUCUCCACCCCAGCAAAUGCAUUAUUUACAUAAAGUAGACAAUAUAAUCCCACCUACAGUUAUUCAUAAUACCGGAAAUCCUUAUGUACAGCCAUACCAUUACCCAGGUGUGCCAACUUUUGUGAUGCCAACAAAUAUUCCACAACCAGUGUAUACGUUUCAGUAUGCUGCCCCUCAUUGGACUGUUGGUGAUCACAGAGUAAGACUUGGGAACCAGAAUUUUACUGAUACUUGGUGUACAGACAUGGUUGACCCUUUUAUAAAAUCCUUUGGAGAGCUUUUUUUAGGAUAAAUUGCCAUACCUUACUUGUUAAAGGAAUCUGAAAGGUGAAUAUAUCCAUUCUUCAAAGGGAGUUAAAGGUUUUUCAUAAAACAUGUAAAUUGACCAUUUAAACUAACUGACUAAAAUUGAAAUUUUUUUUCUGUAGGAUCACAACUGUUUCUUAGAUUUAUUGUCACAAAGGUAUUAGUCUUCCGUUUUACAUUCUGCCCUGCCCAGGUUGAAAAGACUUCAGUUUUAUAUAUUGUGUUUCUCUGUAACGAAAACCAUGUUUUAAAUAUUUUUGUUUUCCAUCUUUAUUUUAUUGUUUUUAUAUGGCUUCUGUCUGUUUUAAUUUCUGCUAAAUCUCUACAGUGCUUAAAAUGUCUUGUCAAAUAUAUAUUAAGUGCAUUUUUGUAAGUUUGGUUUAAGCAUGCAAAAUAAAAUUAGCAUGGCUGUUAUUGGGUACGUAGAGUUUCAAAGAUGAGUGUUACAAGCACUCUUUUUUUCCAUAGCUACUAUAAAUGCAGAUUCUCAUAUGAAUGCAUUAGUUUUCCAAGCUUUCGUGAGGAGGGAAAAACAUUGGCAAAUUCAAGAAUGCAAGAUUGACUAGAAAUGUUUUGGCAUUAAGGCAGCAUUUUAGUUUCACUACAGUUUAAACCCACUUUUAUUUUGGGUACAGGCAAAUUAUCAAAAAAUCUGACACAUGCACUUGUUUGUACAUAUUUAUAUAAUGUUAUGUAAAUUAGAGUGGUUAAAGUCGUUUUUUGAACUUGUUUAUUUGAUUUGAAAUUGUUGAACAUUUUAUGCACAUAACUACAAUAUGUAAGUCUUUAAAUUUGUUUUAAUUUCACAAUGUUUAAAUACAUUAAUGUAUGGUUGUAUGUUUAUGGAACUUUAAAUGUUUUUUGAAUAUUUUGAUUUGUUAAUCAGCUUUGUACCCAAGUCUAAUCAUAGCACCACAAGUUUCAUAGCCUUGUUUCCUUCAGUGUGGCCCAGUUUUAACUGGUUGUUGGGGUCUUUAACUUCAGUUUUAAUAAAGCAUUACAGAUCAUUACUCUAGUAUUUUACUAUGCAGUUACUGAAGGCUUGUUGAAAUGGUUAAAAGUUUUCAUUGUUAAAGAUUCUAUUUGUUGUGUUUUGCCCUUGGUUCACACAUUUCACUGUGGAAAAUUGAAUGUUCAUAUUUGAAAUUAAAAAUAAAGAUUGUUCCCAUAA